AGCGGCCGCAGCAGAGGCACCGCGGGAGGCGGGCGGGGAGGGGUAGGGGUCCGCGAGCGGGGGUGGAGGGGCUGGAGGAGGGCUUCGAGGGGCGCGGCAGCCCCGCCCCGCUCCCUUGCCUCCGCCUCGGAACCGAGGAGCCGGGGAGCUUGGACCAAAGCCCGCCGUUCUGGCACCAUGACGCUUGGCCGCCUUGUGGCGGCUCUGGUCUUAGGGGCGCUCCCCGAAGUGGUCAGCUUUGAUCCGGUGCUCAGUUACCCGCCCCACCAACGCCAUCGCGGCUCACCCCCUCCGGGUCCCCGGCACCCUUACUCCCUUCCUAUGCCGCAGCGGCACCAGAGGACGCCUCCGCCGGCCGCCCUCCCGCGCGUCCCACGCCCCCCGUCCGCGCUCCCCGCCCGUCGCCUGGCCGCCCUCCACGCGGGGCACCGGCCAGGGCCGCUCCCCGGGGGCUGCCCCUCCGGCGAGCGCUGGGUCGACGUGACGGACUUCGGCGCCCCUUGUCUGCGCUGGGCGGAGGUGCCACCCUUCCUCGAGCGGUCGCCCCCGACGAGCUGGGCUCAGCUGCGAGGGCAGCGCCACAACUUUUGCCGGAGCCCGGACGGCGCGGGCAGACCCUGGUGCUUCUACAGGGGCGCUCACGGCAGGGUGGACUGGGGCUACUGCGACUGCAGGCACGGAUCCGUAUGACUUCACGGUGGCAAAGAUGAGUUUGAAGGCACAGUGGUGAUAUAUGCAAAUGGAAUUUGGGGCACAGUCUGUAGCAGCCACUGGGAUGAUUCUGAUGCAUCAGUCAUUUGUCGCCAGCUGCAGCUGGGAGGCAAAGGAGUAGCAAAACACACGCCCUUUUCUGGACUGGGCCUUAUUCCUAUUUAUUGGAGCAAUGUCCGUUGCCGAGGAGAUGAAGAAAAUAUACUGCUUUGUGAAAAAGACAUCUGGCAGGGUCGGGUGUGUCCUCAGAAGAUGGCAGCUGCUGUCACGUGUAUCUUUUCCCAUGGCCCAGCAUUCCCCAUCAUCCGCCUUGCUGGCGGGAGCAGCGUGCAUGAAGGCCGAGUGGAGCUCUACCAUGCUGGUCAGUGGGGGACCAUCUGUGAUGACCAGUGGGAUGAUGCGGAUGCAGAAGUGAUCUGCAGGCAGCUGGGCCUGAGUGGCAUUGCCAAAGCAUGGAAUCAGGCAUAUUUUGGGGAAGGAUCUGGUCCAGUGAUGCUGGAUGAAGUACGUUGCACUGGGAAUGAGCUUUCUAUUGAGCAAUGUUCAAAGCGUUCCUGGGGAGAGCAUAACUGUGACCACAAGGAAGAUGCUGGAGUGUCCUGUACCCCUCUAACAGAUGGGGUCAUCAGACUUGCAGGUGGUGAUGGCCGCCACGAGGGUCGCCUGGAGGUGUAUUAUGGCGGGCAGUGGGGAACUGUCUGUGAUGAUGGUUGGACUGAGCUGAAUACAUACGUGGUUUGCCGGCAGCUGGGGUUUAAGUAUGGCAGACAAGCCUCUGCAAGCCACUUUGAGGAAAGCGUGGGGCCCAUAUGGUUGGAUGAUGUCCGCUGCUCAGGCAAGGAAACCAGUGUCCUUCAGUGUUCCCGGAGACAGUGGGGGAGGCAUGACUGCAGCCAUCGGGAAGACGUUGGUAUCAACUGCUACCCUAGUGGCGAUGGGCAGAGACUCUCUUUGGGUUUUCCUAUCAGACUGAUGGAUGGAGAAAAUAAGAAAGAAGGACGAGUGGAGGUUUUUAUCAACGGCCAGUGGGGAACAAUUUGUGAUGAUGGGUGGAGUGAUAAAGAUGCAGCUGUGAUCUGUCGCCAGCUUGGCUACAAGGGUCCUGCCAGAGCAAGAACCAUGGCUUAUUUUGGGGAAGGAAAAGGACCCAUCCAUGUGGAUAAUGUGAAGUGCACAGGAAAUGAGAGGUCCCUGGCUGACUGUAUCAAAAAGGAUAUUGGAAGACACAACUGCCGCCACAGUGAAGAUGCAGGAGUUAUUUGUGAUUAUUUUGGUAAGAAAACAUCAGGUAACAGUAAUAAAGAGUCCCUCUCAUCCGUUUGUGGUUUGAGAUUACUGCACCGUCGGCAGAAGCGGAUCAUUGGUGGGAAAAAUUCUUUGAGGGGUGGCUGGCCUUGGCAAGUGUCCCUUCGACUGAAGUCACGCCAUGGAGAUGGCAGGCUCCUCUGUGGGGCCACACUCCUGAGCAGCUGCUGGGUCCUUACAGCAGCACACUGCUUCAAGAGGUAUGGGAACAGCACUAGGAGCUAUGCCAUUCGAGUUGGGGAUUAUCAUACUCUGGUGCCAGAGGAAUUUGAAGAAGAACUUGGAGUUGAACAGAUCGUUAUUCACCAGGAUUAUCGACCUGACAUCAGUGACUAUGAUAUCGCCCUGGUUAGGUUACAGGGACCAGAAGAGCAAUGUGCCAGGUUCAGCAGUCAUGUUUUGCCAGCCUGUUUGCCAUUCCGGAGAGAAAAGCCUCAGAGAACAGCGUCCAACUGUUACAUAACGGGAUGGGGAGAUACAGGACGAGCCUUUUCAAGAACCCUACAACAAGCAGCCAUACCUUUACUUCCCAAGAGGUUCUGUGAAGAACGUUAUAAGGGUCGGUUUACAGGAAGGAUGCUCUGUGCUGGAAAUCUCCAUGAACACAAACGUGUGGACAGCUGCCAAGGAGACAGCGGAGGACCCCUCAUGUGUGUUCGGCCAGGAGAGAGCUGGGUUGUAUAUGGGGUGACCUCCUGGGGGUAUGGCUGUGGAGUCAAGAACUCACCUGGUGUUUAUACUAAAGUCUCUGCUUUCGUACCUUGGAUAAAAAGUGUCACCAAAUUGUAAUUCAUGGACACCUAAAGGAAAACUAUGUAAAGAUUCUGGUGGAAAAAUUUCAACCUCCACACUAGCACUUAAGCAGAGAUGCUAACUGAUGGGGACUGAGACCCAUGUUUCAUGUUGUGAUAAAAAUUGUGUACGCCUUUGCUGCUUGAGAAAUUUGUGAUGUGAACAAUUUUGGUUAGAUACUUGGUGUAGUACUUUUUAUCCUUAAUUAGCAUUGCUGCUUUCCCAGAUUGGUGUCCUGAGACUUAAAUUCCUUAUUCCCAUUUGAGCCUUAACUUAGCUCUUCUGCCUAUUUGUCAGCAUUCUCCAGUGAUUUUUUUAUAUUGCUUGUGCAAUAAGGCUGUUUUUACACUUGGAUUGAGAAUGCCAUAACUCAAUCAGUAUAUGAAUUCAUAUUAAAUGCCCACUUGACAUAAAAUACUCAUUACUACACUCAAAAUAAGAGCAGCAUUGUGUAAUUUCUAAGAUUUUUUUCAGAAGGCUGACAAGACAUCUUCACAGUCUCUAUAGCCUUUGUUAAGUGAGGAACUCAGGGCCAAAAAAGAAAAGGAAUUCCAUUAUAAACCUAGGCUGGUUUAAUAGUCACAGUACAUUCCCUAAAUGAAGCUGUUGUAGCCAAGCACAAUGGCAACAAUGACAAAGAACACCUUUUAGUUUACCUUGUAUGCCACUAGAAAAGUUUGGAGUAAUUCCUGAUAUAGUAAUGCCUUCAAGUUGCUGGAUGUACAACCUCAUUUUCUACCUUACUUGUUAAUAUUAUCUGCUUUGAUUAUUUAAUAACCACUUCAGAUAUUUAAGUUGGUAGACUCUUCUUAGCAUCGUGCUCCUUUUCUGGGCCAGGAUGUUAAAAGAGUGCCAUGUACUGCAACUCUCUGGUAACUAACAUGAACCUGUUGAUUUCCUGACUAUCCCCAUACAGUCGUAUCUUACAAAAAUGCACUAUUAAAAAUUCUUCCCCCAACUAUACAGUGGGAAGGAAAAUGCUCUAAAAUAACCUGUUUCAACCAAUUUGAUUCAUACACCAGUUUGUAUAUCCAAGUGAUAGAUGAAUCAAGAGGUAAAGAGGUCAGUGUGAACUUAACGGUAGCAAUCCUUGUAAAUAGCUAAGUCAUCACGGAGGGACUUUACCCCUUUCCCUUCUGCAUCAAAUUCUUUUUUAAAUCCUCAGCUUUCUUAAAAACUGGUGCUAACCUAAAGGUGUUUCGAAGUUUACUACCCUGCAUAACUGCAAUGCUGUGUCAGGCAGAAAGCAUUAAAACUUUUCUAAAAACUCAUGAUUUUGAUAAAGGAGAAACUUUUCAAGCAUUUACAUCUAUAGGAUACAGCUACAGACAGUGCACAUUUGUUCAAAGGUGUGGGAAAAAAGUGCAAUAAAGCCAAGAAAACCUAUCUUUACUGAAACUUUCUCACAGGCCACCAUUACAAUUAGUGUGAAUGAAAGCAACAUAGAUAUUUAAAUUUUAACUAGACCUGAUAAUGGGAAACUUAAAGGACAGUAAUAGGUGGCCUUAAACCUCUGAGGAUAGGGUUCAUGAAAUAGCGUUUAUGAUAGCUAACUUUGUUAAUAUGUGAUUUUUUAAAGGUAACAAGUGUUCAGUGCACAUUUGCGUAA
Molecule: messenger RNA, 4417 nt
Organism: Manis javanica (Malayan pangolin)
Lineage: Eukaryota; Metazoa; Chordata; Mammalia; Pholidota; Manidae
Source: RefSeq, a predicted model, not a curated record